GCGAGGAAGGUUUUAACCCUUUCGAUUUGUGUACAUUGAUAUCAAAAUGCAUUUUUCUUUAUAAAGUACUAAUUUUUUCCAAGCGUGAUAAGGGAACAGUUUUUAGCAUACGAAAAGUUGAUGUUACCUCAUUGUAAUAUCGCAAAAACUAUAUUAGUGACGUUUGAUUGUAAAUUUCAGUUCCUUUACUAAUGGACGACGAUACAAUCGCUUUUGGAGAAGAGGAUGAAGCUAAUCAAAAUGGCAAUAAACUCAAACAUCCGUAUGUCACCAUGUUUCACUUGGUAUUCAGAGUAGCAGCAGCAGUGUUUUAUAUAUUCUGUGAAUCGUUUUCAAGCAGUUUUGUAGCUAACUUUAUAACUCUAGUAUUACUUUUGUCAAUGGAUUUUUGGACAGUGAAAAAUAUUACUGGAAGAUUGAUGGUUGGCCUCAGGUGGUGGAAUUACGUGGAUGAUGAUGGAAAAAGUCACUGGGUAUUCGAAUCCAGAAAGGGUGUUCAACAGAACCGCAUCAAUUCCCAGGAAGCUCGUAUAUUUUGGUUGGCAUUGAUUUUCUGUCCGCUUCUGUGGUCGGUGUGGUUCGCAACAGCAUUUUUCGGCCUUAAAUUUAAAUGGCUGUUGCUCGUGUGUAUCGCAAUCGCUCUGAACGGCGCUAACUUGUAUGGAUACGUGAAGUGUAAAAUGGGAAAGGAUCAAAACAUCUCGGCAACAACGAGCAAUUUCUUGAGGAAACAGGUCAUACAAAAUGUUGCAUCUAUGAUGACCAGGAGUCCUCCUACAACCAAUCCAAACGAACCGGCCAACAUGAUAUGAGUUGUAAACUUUCAGACGUGAUAUUAUUUAAAUAGAACGCUGCCGUAAAAAGCAUCGUACUGGAAACACUCUAAUUUGUACAUACGUAUUAACGGGAAUAUUAUUAUUACUAUAUGUAUCGACGAAACGAUAUAAUAAAGUUGCUAUUUAAAUCA
This is a messenger RNA of Osmia lignaria (orchard mason bee), 967 nucleotides long. Its product is annotated as putative Golgi apparatus membrane protein-like protein CG5021. The record is from RefSeq and is a predicted model, not a curated record. NCBI's taxonomy places the organism in Eukaryota, Metazoa, Arthropoda, Insecta, Hymenoptera, Megachilidae. Gene Ontology annotation, cellular component: Golgi membrane. Gene Ontology annotation, biological process: protein secretion; vesicle-mediated transport.